UGUCACUCAUUGCGCAGAAGCGCGCCAUUACUACCAUACUGCGCAUAUGUUGGUAGCAUUGACUGUUUCCUCCAAGCCACUCGAACGGACGCCAUUACCACGCCACCGGACCACUAAACUGUCACUGUGUAAUUUAAGUGAUUUUCUGAUAAUUCAUUUGAAUUAUAUAUUGUUUGUGUUAAUAGAAAACAAUAAAUAUAAAAUUUCAAGAUGUCUGAUGAGAAAAAGGGAGAAAGCGAACACAUCAACUUAAAAGUACUAGGACAGGAUAAUGCUAUUGUCCAAUUCAAAAUAAAGAAACACACACCUCUAAGAAAGUUGAUGAAUGCGUACUGUGAUAGAGCGGGUCUAUCAAUGCAAGUUGUCAGAUUCCGAUUUGACGGACAACCUAUCAACGAAAAUGACACGCCCACAUCACUGGAAAUGGAAGAGGGUGACACAAUAGAAGUGUACCAACAGCAGACGGGAGGGGCUCUAGUGUAAAUUAUAACUUAAGAACUGUCCAUGUGCGAAGAUCGCCAGUGUGCCCAUCUCAAACGUUUAACAUUAAGUUAAUUUUAAUACCAACAUACAUUAUUAUCUUUAUAAAAAAUUUACAAAUUUCUGAGACAUAAUUUUCUUUAAUUCCUUUUUCCUUUGUAUUAUGUCUCGGAAAUUUUAAUGUAAUUAAGAUGGAUAUUUGAGGUAAACCAAAUGAUCUAGGUAACUUCAACAAUUAUUCCAUUGUGAUAAUUUUUAGUUGACAUUUCUACAAUCAGCCAGUAUUUUAAAUGCUGAAGCACUAAGGCAUUUCCAUAUUUCUAUGUGGUUAACUGUAAUUUAUUGGACUUAUGUCCAUUCCAAAUGUCAGGUUUAUAACUGCUGAUGUACCUAUCUGAAAUAAAGUAAAUGUAAUAAA
Molecule: messenger RNA, 898 nt
Organism: Melitaea cinxia (Glanville fritillary)
Lineage: Eukaryota; Metazoa; Arthropoda; Insecta; Lepidoptera; Nymphalidae
Gene: Sumo
Product: small ubiquitin-related modifier 3
Exons: 3
Coding region: 211-483 (90 amino acids)
Biological process (GO): protein sumoylation
Cellular component (GO): nucleus
Molecular function (GO): protein tag activity; ubiquitin-like protein ligase binding
Source: RefSeq, a predicted model, not a curated record